AACCCUUCUCAUUUCUUGAAAUUAAAAAAAAAAAAAACACAGCAGCAACCAUCAAGAAUGCAAUUCCUCUUCCGAUAUCUCCGGCCCCACGGCCGCCGCCAACACCACCGGAGCUUCGUCGACGCCGCCUCCAUCAAAUACGUAAAAGACCGUGGGCUAGACCACGCAGUGCAGAGAGAAAAACACUUAAAACCAAUGAUAAACAUCAAGAACCUCAUUAAAUCAGAGCCGUCAAAAUCACUUCCACUCUCUGUAAUCACUCAAAAUAAAGAAUUUCUCAAAAUCCCAACUCGCCCAAUUGAUUUUAUCCGAAAAUACCCUUCAGUGUUUCAAGAAAUUUCACCGGGUGGCAUCAGUGUCCAUCCCCAUAUCAAGCUCACUCCUCAGGUACUUGAUCUUGACGCUGAAGAACAGUUAGUUUAUGAGAGUGUUAGUUAUAGAAAAAAUGUUUCUGAUAGAGUUUUAAAGCUGUUAAUGAUUUCUAGAAUUGAUAAAAUUCCAUUGAAGAUUCUUGAUUUUGUUAAAUUUGAGCUGGGUUUGCCUCCUGAUCUUGUUAAAACUUUAGUUCCCGAGUUUCCUGAUUGUUUUCGGGUUAUUGGUAAUGGCGAUAUUGAUAAUUAUGCAAAUUUAUUAUCCGGGUCUGGUUCGGAUUUGUGUUUGGAGUUGGUUUGUUGGAGCAAUGAAUUGGCUUGUUCUUGCAUGGAAAAGAAAGCAGCAAGUGAUAAAAUUGACUAUAAAAAGGGAAUGCCUUUAGCGUUUCCGAUGCAGUUUUCGAAGGGAUUCGAGAUGGAUAAGCACUUGAAGAAGUGGUUAAACGAUUGGCAGAAGUUGCCUUAUAUUUCUCCGUAUGAGAAUGCAACACAUUUAGGCUCGAGUACGGAUGAGUCUGAUAAGUGGGCAGUGUCUGUUUUGCAUGAGGUUCUUAAUCUUUUUGUGUGGAAGAAGGUUGAGAUGGAUACUUUGUUGUGUUUAGGAGAGUGGUUGGGGAUUCGGUCUAGGUUCAAGAGAGCGUUGCUUCACCAUCCCGGGCUCUUUUACUUGUCUAACAAAAUGGGAAGUUGUACUGUGGUUUUGAGGGAGGCCUAUAAGAGGGGAAUGCUGAUCGAGAGGAGUCCGUUGAUAGAUAUUAGGAACCAGUAUGUUCAUCUCAUGAUUACUGCAAGUGAAGAUCAUAAAGCAAUUAGUGUAUCUGGAGGAAGUAAACAACGGGAAAAAAAGAUGGGCCAAGAAUCUAAAGAGCAAGGAGAGAAAGGCGACAAUGUGGAUGCUGUGGUGGGGAAUGAUAUGGAUUUAGAUCAUGAGGAUGAUGACGACGAUAUAUAUGAUGAAAGUGAGGAAGAAGGUGAGAAUAUGACACAUGCUGGUAGAAAUUUAUCAAAUUACAGAUCAAGAUUGAAGACGAUUAAGAAGUUCGAUGCAAGAGGGCCUUCAAAGAAUUUUGGAAGACAAAGGCUGGUUCAAAAACACCAUGGGGUGACCAAAGAUGUAGAUGAUAAGGAUUUAGAUCUUGAGGAUGAUGAAAGUGAGAAAGAAGGUGAGAGUAUGACUCAUGGUCAUAGAAACUUAUCAAAUAAUAGAUCAAGAAUGAAGCCGAUUAAAAUAUUUGAUGCAAGGGAGCCUUCAAGGAAUUUUGGAAGGCAAAAAUCUGGAAGAAAGUCAGAUAUGAGAAGACGACCAGCUUGGUCGUGAGAAGACGACCUGAGGCGGCAAGUGGUUUGGGUCGGCGGGUAGUUUGGGUUUAAAUGGGUGGAGCAUCUUUUUAAUUCGUCAAAUGGUGAUGAAAAAGUAUCUGUUGUUGGUCUACAAUUAACAAUAACUUUUUAAAUUCUAUGUUUCGGACAGUAUUUUAAAGAUCAAUUCGGUAUUCCACCUGAUAUGGUCACUAGUUUACAGUUCAACAGAUUCAACUAAAUAGUUCCGCUGUUAUGUAUUUCAAUAUUUCAGGUUUGUUCGUUUCCGUUUUGUUUACGGGCAACAUAUUGCUCAUAGCACAUCAAUGUAAACUGUUCACAUCUUGUAAUUUAAAGAUUAUGUCAUCACUUCUUUUUCC
Mercurialis annua (annual mercury) is the source of this 2050-nucleotide messenger RNA. RefSeq names its product protein WHAT'S THIS FACTOR 9, mitochondrial. The transcript has a single exon. Gene Ontology annotation, molecular function: RNA binding. The record is from RefSeq and is a predicted model, not a curated record. NCBI's taxonomy places the organism in Eukaryota, Viridiplantae, Streptophyta, Magnoliopsida, Malpighiales, Euphorbiaceae. Bases 58 to 1689 code for a protein of 543 amino acids.